CACUACUGUUUAUAUAUGUUGAUGGAUGACAAUGUAGUGGAAGUUUGACCUUUGUUAUUGAGCUGAACAGGCCUGACACCACAUCAAAAAUAACAGUAGUUGAGGAUGAUGUUUCUAUAACAACAUGGGACUCCGAAGGGGUGUGAGACUCUGUUUGGUUGGUCGAGGAUGGAAGCGUAUCCUUCUGUACAGUGUGGGUUGUCUUAUCGCAGUAGCUGUACUAUCUCAGUUUGUCAUAGUGAUGAUGUAUGGCGCAGCAAGCUGCUCCAACCAGGAAUCUCAAAGGCUACUGAAGUUGCUGUGUCUGGCGUAUAAGCAAGGCUCUGUCAUCGGAACCCUGUGUGCCGAUCUUUGUGUGCAACACAGAAUGACUUUCAUCAAGUGCCUAAAUUUCAAGGGUGGAAAAAUUAUUCUUCUCAUGAAUUCGGGUUCCACAAAAGUAGUUCUGAAAACAAAAGAAGUUGUUGUGCCAUAUUCAAAGACUUUACGCCAUGUCUUGGGAAUUCCUGAGGGAGAGGAUCAGCAGAAGGUGAUAUACCCUGAAUGGGAAACAUUCCGCAAUAUGGUGAUUGAGGAGUUAAAAAUAACAAUAGGCUAUACAGGAAGUCAAAAGCAAAACAGAAACAUCUUAAGGGACAUCUGGGGGAUCAAUCCCGAAAACUAUAACUCACUCAGUCAGAAUCCAGAACUGUCCAAAAUUGCAACUAUGGACACAAUAUGGAGUCUGGUGCAACAAACAGAAUUUAUGGUUAUGAAAUUGAACCAAGACUGGAGUUUCAUUCCGGAAAUUCUGGGAACAUGUGGAAGAUUUUACGCGAUGGAAUUUGUGGAAACAUCUUCUCUGCUGGAAAGGCGGAUUUUAAUGAAACAUGAUUCUCCAUGGUUACAGAGGGUUGAUGUUUCUAUGCAACUGUUGAAACUGGUUCAGGACAUGAAUAGUUCUCUUUUUGCGGAACCUUUGCACAUGUGUGACGUCAAGUUGGAAAACUUCGGUAUUUCCAAAUCUGGACAGCUUAAAGCCAUUGAUGUAGACAUGUUCUUCAAGGAAAGGAAAAUGGCUAAUGAAAUUAUGUCUGUGCAUAAUUGCUCAAGUCAUUAUGAUUGUGAUUUCUUUGAUUGCAAAGGUUGGUGCAAUGUGAAAACACGAGACUGUCUACAGACACGGGUCAACAAUAACUUACAGAGUGUCUGUGAAAAGAUUUUGGUCAGUACAUUGCGCAAUGGCUACAAUGGACUGCUCCAAAGUCCUCCCCUCUCCAUUUCGACUGGUUUGAGCAGAGUGUUGAAUGAUUGUGUGCACCCAGCAAACAGCCUCAGCUCUGACGUGCCUGGAAAAGCUGAAAAGGAUCUGCUAGAACAGCUGAUAACACUGUUAAAGAGUACACUACAAUCCUGAAGCACUACAUUCUACAUUUACACUACAUUCCUGCCAGUUAAGCAGUUAAUCUAGCUAUUUCAGGUGCGUGGAAAGUUGUAGAAAAUACACGUGAAGAUAAUAGGAGUCUGACAUUUUUACAUUUAUGAAAGAGUUGGGUAAUUUUAUCAACUUUCAAUAUGGAUUUAACAGAUGUGCACUGCAGAUUAUUUAAAUUAGGAUGCCUGUGAUAUACCUGGUGAAGGAUGGGUAAUUGUUGAUUAUAUUAUAAAAUGUAUGUUGAUUUUAUAUUAUAAAAAGCAAAUUGAAGUGCGAAGGUACCUGAUUACCUGUCUCAUUGCAGAAGUUACUACCACAAAUGUGAUAUUUGUUCUCCUUGGGAUUUCUAGUUUGUGCUGUGCUUUAAUUAAAAUGCCCAAAUUUCUGUCUUUCAUGUCAUAAUCUGUAUUAACAGAAAGCUUAAUUAAACCUUAUCUGCCGUUUCCUGUUAUCAUGUGGCAAGUGCGUAUUUACGAGUGUGUUGGAUUUUACAGUUAUAUGUGUGUACGUAUGUGUUGUGUGUAUACAUUUGGAUAUACAAUGUAUGUAUAUAUUUUUGAUAUCACAUGUUGUGGAGAUUAACAAGUUAAUGAUUAAUUGUUGAUAUCCUUAUAUGGAUAAUAUCUUAUAUUUUGGAAGACUGUUUUUCAUUUGUGU
Messenger RNA from Liolophura sinensis, 2071 nucleotides. Its product is annotated as divergent protein kinase domain 1C-like. The transcript has 4 exons. The coding region runs from base 125 to 1396 and encodes 423 amino acids. NCBI's taxonomy places the organism in Eukaryota, Metazoa, Mollusca, Polyplacophora, Chitonida, Chitonidae. The record is from RefSeq and is a predicted model, not a curated record.